AUGGCGUCUCCUCAGUCCCUGCCCACGAAAGUGGUCGCAGGAGUGACGGUGCCCGAUACGCCGCUCAUCACGAAAGCUCUAGAUUAUGUGCGUCAGUACUCGACAGACGACACAUACAACCACAUUACCCGAUCCUUCCUCCUCGGGUUCAUCAUUGCCGACAAAGUCCUCCCUGACCGAGACCGCGAGGCUCACGCCGUCGCCGCCAUCAUGCACGAUCUGGGCUUCCCCAUCGGCCACCCGCCACACUCUGAGAUCGUCUCUAAGGACAAGAGAUUCGAAGUUGACGGGGCCAAUGCCGCGAGAAAUUUUCUCAAGAAGGAAGCCCCAGACUGGGACAAGCACAGGUUGCAGCUGGUGUGGGACGCGAUAGCUCUGCACACAAUUGGAUCCAUUGUGUUUGAGAAAGAGCCCGAGGUGCAGGCCUGUAGUUAUGGCAUAUGGGCAGACUUCCAGGGACCGGAUAGAGUGCCAGGCGGACUGUUGAGCUGGGAGGAGUAUAACCCCGUGGUCAAGGAACAUCCCAGACUGGGCCUCAUGAAGGGAUUGAAAGCCAACAUGUGCCAUCUUUGCGAGCUGAAGCCCCAGACAACGUAUGACAAUACGGUGGGUGAGUGGGGGGAUCGCUAUGUCGAAGGGUAUAGUAGGAAAGGCAAAUUGACCCAGGAUCUCCUCGAGACGUGUAAUCUCGAUGAGCUGUAA
This is a messenger RNA of Cladophialophora psammophila CBS 110553, 702 nucleotides long. RefSeq lists its product as uncharacterized. Bases 1 to 702 code for a protein of 233 amino acids. The record is from RefSeq and is a predicted model, not a curated record. Lineage: Eukaryota; Fungi; Ascomycota; Eurotiomycetes; Chaetothyriales; Herpotrichiellaceae. The transcript has 2 exons.